CAUGGUUGUGAUUGUAUGGCUGCCGCUGUCACAACUUUCCACUCCCCCAAAAGGGGAUUACCAAGCGGAACAGGAAGUGAAAUAAACUUUAUUCUGAGAUAAUGCUUUUGUCAACAUGAAGAUUGGGAAGGACCAAAGCGAAAUGGAAAGUAUCUAAAGUUGUUCUGAAAAUUACCUACUUGUCAUAUCGUAACUGCAACACAAAGGGCCUAACACAAGAGAAGUCUCCAGUUAUGUCGAAAAUACUGGUUGCGAGUGUUUGUGCCCUUUUCUUGUGUGUACAGGUAAAUGCUCAAGAAGCAAUCUUGCAUGCAUUUGGACCCUCCGCUGAAAAUGAAUAUUGCAUUGUUUUCAAUUCUUCCUGGACACCUCUUCCACCGUCUCUUGAUAACGCCACACAGUACCAGUUGGUUAACUUGACCUCAAGUGUGCUGUGCCAUAAAACUGAUCUUCCUCCUGCGGGUCUGAAUGGAAAGGCGGUGGUGGUAAUGAGAGGAAACUGUUCUUUUGAAGAGAAAGCCUUGAUUGCCCAGUCCAGUGGAGCCAGAGCUAUACUGAUUGCCAGCAAAACCAGUCUGACCACACCCUCCGCAAUCAACACUGACAAGGGACUGAACAUCCUGGUUGCCCUUGUCAGAUACAAAGAUGUGUUGAAUAUGCAGGAGGCUUUUAAGGACAGUAUAUCAGUGAAACUUUAUGCACCACCUGCAGCUCUGUUUGACUACAGUAUUUUGGUUAUAUUAUUUAUCUCCGUGUUCACUCUUGCUCUGGGAGGCUAUUGGAGUGGCGCUGCAGAACAGCAGGAAAUAAACUUCGCAGUGCAAGGAGGAAGGAGGAAAGCUGAGAGCAGUGAUGAGAUCCAUUUCACUCCACUGAAAGUGGUGAUCUUUGUGCUUGGGAUGUGCGGGAUUUUGGUUUUACUUUACUUUUUCUACAAGUGGCUAGUGUAUGUUAUGAUUGCUAUGUUUUGCAUUGCCUCUGCAAUGGCUGUGUAUGGCUGUCUGGCUGCACUGGUACAGAUGAUACCAUGUGGCAGAUGCAGCUUUUCCUUCCGGGACAAAACCGUUGAAAUUCGAUUCUUCUUUCUUGCUGCAUUUUGCAUUGCAGUGUCUGUACUAUGGGCAGUUUACCGGAACGAGGACAGAUGGAUUUGGAUUUUGCAGGACGUGUUGGGAAUCGCAUUUUGUCUUAAUUUUAUGAGGGUGUUAAAAAUCUCAAGCUUCAAGAUCUGCGUUACAUUGCUCAGCCUCCUGCUUGUUUACGAUGUGUUCUUUGUUUUCAUCACUCCCUUUUUCACAAAGAACGGUGAAAGCAUUAUGGUUCAGGUUGCAGCUGGCCCAGGAGCCACUGGUGAAAAGAGAGGUGGAAACAUGGUGGAAGUCCCUGCUGAACCCACAGUUCCCUAUGAGAAACUGCCCAUUGUCAUGAGAGUUCCCAGGCUUUCAUCCCCGACUCAAUACCUGUGUGGAAUGGAAUUUUCUCUUCUUGGAUACGGAGAUAUUAUUGUGCCAGGAUUGCUGGUUGCUUAUUGCCACAGGUUUGAUGUGUGGAACAACAACUCUACAAAGAUCUACUACAUAUCCUGCACAAUAGCCUAUGGUGUGGGUAUGAUAGUGACAUUAGUUGUGAUGGUCUUGUCAAAGAUGGGGCAGCCAGCCCUGCUCUAUCUAGUGCCAUGCACUCUAGUUACCAGUACUUUGGUUGCCUGGAGACGCAAGGAAAUGAAACGGUUUUGGGCAGGAACCAUUUACGAGGUUUUGGACUCUUCAAAGGAACCUUUAAUACAAGAUGGAGGAGAAUCCUAUGGCCAUAUCCAAUAAUGAAAAUGGAGUAAUCAUGCAUCCGGAGGAGUAGCAUCGCUAUUUAUUUUUUUUCUUUACUUGUUUUAUGAGUAACGCUUUAAAGUUCAGGUUUCAUUAAUUAAGAUUUAAUUUUGAAUAGUGCAUGAGCAAGUAAUUCAUUUAUAUUGAAUUCAAAAUGAACAUGAAACCCCAACCCUGACGAAUGGACUGGGGGGUAGUGCUAUCCGGAACAGACACAUGUAUUAUUAUGUAACUACAUGUUGACUGUAUCAUUCAUUUGAAUUCCUAUUACAGUACUGUACUUUGUAUCUCUUGUUAAUGCAAUAUUCAAAAUGAAUUCCUGUUUAAAUAACUAAACCUAUUUUAAAGCAUUACCUUUUAAUGCACUUGAAUAGAAGAGUGUUUUUUUUUAAGUGUGAACUGACGUGAUUGAACAGUAAUAAUAAUACUACACUUUUGAUGGUAGAAAAAAAGCCAUUUGUGCCUUGCUCGUUAUCUAAUACAGUAUCUAUGCAAUUGCUGAAGUGUUAAAGCCCAGUUUUGUCUCUGAAAUAACUGUUGAGCAGCAAAUCUUUCUGAUUUGUCUUCUAAUACAUUUGACAGUCAUCAUGUUUAAUGUCUGAAUCUUCAACACUUGUAAUUGUUAUUUUAUUUAAUUUCACCACUAACAGACUGCAAUUCUAAUAGUGUUCUUUACAAGGGCUAGCGUUUUCUUUUGAAAGCUUAUCACACAUCUCUGCUGGUGAAACCCGUAUAUAUUUACUGUAGGUCGUUUAACCUUAGAUUUAAUAAGCAUAAUACUAUGUUUGAUGGAACAUGACGUGCCCUUUUGUUUGUUUCAUUUUUAAAUAUACUUGAAUUGCAUUGGAUUAGAUAUUCCUGAUUUCUGAGCUCUGUUUUUUGUAUUAUUCCAAGGAGUACCACAUUUGAGCUGCCAUUGCUUACUAUAAGAAUAUAAUUAUAUCUGAAAGCCAUUUGCCUUUCUUUUGCAAUUUACAAAUGUAAAUAUGCAGCUCUGAUCAAACUUGUGAAUGCUGUUGCUCUUUAUAUUCUGGUGGAGUUGAUUUGUUUUAAAUUAAAAUUUCAAAAUAAA
This is a messenger RNA of Acipenser ruthenus (sterlet), 2895 nucleotides long. RefSeq names its product signal peptide peptidase-like 2A. Gene Ontology annotation, cellular component: Golgi-associated vesicle membrane; lumenal side of endoplasmic reticulum membrane; cytoplasmic side of endoplasmic reticulum membrane. The coding region runs from base 234 to 1820 and encodes 528 amino acids. The record is from RefSeq and is a predicted model, not a curated record. The transcript is spliced from 17 exons. NCBI's taxonomy places the organism in Eukaryota, Metazoa, Chordata, Actinopteri, Acipenseriformes, Acipenseridae. Gene Ontology annotation, molecular function: aspartic endopeptidase activity, intramembrane cleaving. Gene Ontology annotation, biological process: membrane protein proteolysis.